CGUCCCUCAGUCUCCUCUGUAAGGUACUGAAGUAUUGCUCACGGUUCUCCCUAAGGACGGUGGGGGAAAGUACAAGAUUCAAAGGCCCCACGGUGUCUAGCGCCUCCACGCAGAGUCUGGAGGAAAGAGUAUUUAUUUUCUUUCUUGAGACCGACUACGGGAGCCCGCGAGAUCCAGAAUCUACUCGCGCGGAAGACCAGACGGGAUACAAGAUACGCGAUUGGAGCGAUCUGAGGAACGUCACUUCCGGAAGUACUAAUGGGGCCGCAAACAUGGAUCCGUCAGUCCGCAAGGAUCCGGGUCGAGUGCGGCGGCGGCCCGGGGUUGGGGUCGGGGUGGUGAUCACGAGCUCCAGGCACCCACAGUGCGUUCUGCUGGGGAAAAGGAAAGGGUCCCUUGGAGCCGGCACUUUUCAGCUUCCCGGGGGUCAUUUGGAAUUCGGUGAAAGUUGGGAAGAAUGUGCUGAGAGGGAAACCUUGGAAGAAACUGCUCUUCACCUGACCAAUGUUCGCUUUGCUUCUGUUGUCAAUUCUGUCAGUGAGAAAGACGAUUACCAUUAUGUCACUAUAUUGAUGAAAGGAGAGGUAGAUAUAACUUAUGAUUCAGAACCAAAGAAUGUAGAACCUGAAAAAAAUGAAGGUUGGGAAUGGGUUCCAUGGGAUGAUUUCCCUCCACUAGACCAGCUUUUCUGGGCUUUGCGCUGUUUAAAGGAACAAGGCUACAAUCCUUUUAAGGAAGAAUUGAAUCAUCUAGUAGGCUACAGAGGAAAGCAUCAAUAGAAUGCUUGCACAUCAAUUAAGUUGUUGUAGGUUGUACAAAAAACUUCCCAUGUUCUAGAAAACAGUAGAGCUUCCACAAUAAAAGUUAAGGUUAUUUAUUCUGGUAGCAAAGUAAGCAAGGGAGGCUAUAUGAAAGUAAACUUGGCCUCAGAGCAGGGAAGACUUGGGCUCAACCAUUUUCAAGGUAGUAGCUAUUUGCUACUUUGUGAGUAUAAACCUUACUUUAGAAAUAGAGAAUCAAACUCCUAUGAGGGAGCUAUUCCACAUCCUUUUCCCACAGCUAUGCAGUCAGGAUCUUCUCUGUUACUGUAGUUUUAGAGAACUGCCUAAAGCUAUGAGAAAUCAGGAACUAUUUGUUAGAAAUUGUACUUGAAUCCAGGUCUCAAUCUGUAAAAUGAGAGGAUUCAAUUAAAUAAACGUAUCAUCCAUUCCUGCUUUGGGUCUAUGGUUCUGUGAUCUUAUUCUUGGAAAACAGCUACUCCACUAAGUAGUAUACAGAGAACUCCUUUCUGUGGAUAUUGCUUCUGCAGUUUUAAAACAGCAACAGGGUUUUGUGAUUGUGAGAAUAGCAGUUCCUACAUGAGACAGGUUAUGAACCAUAGAUAAAAAUGGACCUUGUUUUCCAAAUGAGCUUUGAGUCUUUAACUAGAGAUGAACCAGCAAAAAACCAAUGAUCUUGGAUUUUUCUGUUCUUUUUAGUUUAUGAAAAAAUAGCAUUUUAAAAAAUGAUUGCACAUGAAACUGAAAACCUGUUUUAUGCAAUUUGCCAUUCCUUUUAAAUAUGUAAUAUAAAAUUACUAUGUAAAUUUCUUUUCCUUCCCAACCUAGAGUAUAUAAAAUCAUUCCACACAAACUUCUUAUCAGUUCUUUGGAUGCAAAUAGCAUCUUCCUUUAUAUGUCCUCUGCAGGAUUAUAAAGAAGGGAAAGGGACCUGUAUGUGCACGAAUG
Messenger RNA from Sarcophilus harrisii (Tasmanian devil), 1727 nucleotides. RefSeq names its product nudix hydrolase 15 (gene NUDT15). NCBI's taxonomy places the organism in Eukaryota, Metazoa, Chordata, Mammalia, Dasyuromorphia, Dasyuridae. The record is from RefSeq and is a predicted model, not a curated record. Gene Ontology annotation, molecular function: 8-oxo-7,8-dihydrodeoxyguanosine triphosphate pyrophosphatase activity. Gene Ontology annotation, cellular component: cytosol. Bases 273 to 779 code for a protein of 168 amino acids. The transcript is spliced from 3 exons. Gene Ontology annotation, biological process: dGTP catabolic process.